UGCCACCGAAAAAUCCAGAGGAGGAACUGCAGGUAGAGCUCAUGGAGAACGCCAACCAAGUCCCAGAUCCGGUGGCCCUGCCUAGAGUCGCCUGCCCGGAUUGCGGGAGGAUAGUGGUGACGUUCGUGGCGAGGCGUGGUCAAUUCGCGGGGGAGCAUUUCUACAAGUGCCGCAAUCACAAUCCGGGCAGAGAUGGUUGCGACUUCCACCGGUGGCAAGAAGCAUACGCGGAACAUCUGGCUUCGCUUGGACCGGCGGCACCUCCAUUGGCACAAAUCAAUCCAGACGAGAACGAAAUUGGGGGAGCAAAUCAAGGUGGUCAUCUGCAGGCGGCGGAUGGCGAGGCCGGAAACCAGGGCGGAGGAUCGGAUGGGUCGCAGAUGUCGGCUGCAGGCGGUGCUGGAGGAUCUGUGCUUGAUGCGGCGGCAAGCGGCGCUGGAGGAUAUGUGCUUGGUGCGGCGGUGGUUGGCCGGCGUCCGGCUACUGUCGCACUGGACCCCGCAUCUAUCAAUCUGGUUGUUUCUGUGGGAAACAUGGUCAUUUGCAUCGCCAUCCUUGUACUGGUUGCAGCUUCAAGCAUGAUGCGUGUGUUUGAUUAGCGAUUAGGUGUGCUAAUCUUAGCUGGGUAUGGGUGCCCAGUAGAAGGCUUUAUAAUUAGCGGUAGCGGAGUUGCGUGUCAGGUCUAUGUUUAUGGCUUGGUCAGUUUUUGGGUGUGUGUUCGGGUUGGCUUGAUCAGCUUUUGGUUGUAUGUUCGGCUUGGACGGGCCAGUAUUAAUGAAAUGUCAGUACUUAAGCUAAUAAAAUCAGUGUGGAAAAAA
This is a messenger RNA of Triticum dicoccoides, 818 nucleotides long. RefSeq lists its product as uncharacterized. The record is from RefSeq and is a predicted model, not a curated record. Lineage: Eukaryota; Viridiplantae; Streptophyta; Magnoliopsida; Poales; Poaceae. Gene Ontology annotation, molecular function: zinc ion binding. The coding region runs from base 42 to 599 and encodes 185 amino acids. The transcript is spliced from 2 exons.